UGACUUUUAGAAACUGCCUUGAUUUUCGUGAAUAUCUCGUUGAAAAGUAACAUCAUCUGAUCUGAUCUACGUUCCAACCUCACAGUUAACACAAGCCAUCUUCAAAGAUCUACAGAAGCCAUCGUUUCAACAUUUGAUAAUGACCAUCAAACUUCUGUAUGUAGUAAAAAAAAAAUUGCGACCAAAAAUGAAAAUUAGUUUAAAAAAUAUUUAUUAGCCAAUAUUUGCGAAUGAUCAAUUUGAUGUUACUUCAAUAAACCAAAAGUCAAUGACUAUACAAGUCAGAUACUUGAGUUCGAUUAAGAACUCGUCUAUAUUGCUAAGACCUCAAUUGGAUAUCACUAGUAUAUUAGCCAAUCAUGAACAAUUUAAAAAUUCAAUCAUUAGAAGAAAAUUACCUCCUUCAACCCUUGAUGAUCUUCAAUUCAUUAUAGAAAAUCGUCCUAAACAACUCGAAUUAACAAGCAAGAUAAGUUUAUUACGAGGAGAAAGAUCGAAAUUAGGAGCACAGAUUCAAAAGGAGAAAAGAUCAAGCUUAAUCCAAAGAUUGAGUGAAAUUAAAUCAGAGUUAAAACCAUUGGAAUCGAUAGCUAAAUCAUUAACAGAAGAGAUAUAUUACAAGUCGGAAUCCUUACCUAACCUCUUACAUGAUUCAGUUCCUGAAAAUCCAGAUGAAAAUAUCAUAACUGACUUUAUCCAUUGUGAAUCAGAAGCUCAUGCCGAAUCUUUAAAACCAAAAACCACAUAUGAUCAUAAAGAAAUUGCUGAAAAGCUUAAUAUUGUUGAAUUCGAUGUCGCUUCAAGAAUUUCUGGGUCUUCAUGGUAUUAUUUGAUCGGUGAUGGUGCUUUGUUAGAGCAGGCUCUAAUUCAAUAUAGUUUAUCAAAAGCGAGAAAGAGAGGUUAUAAAAUGGUUAUCCCUCCAUCUAUAGUAAGAAGUGAAAUCAUUAAUGCAUGUGGGUUUAAACCACAAGAUCAAAAUAAUGAAAAACAAGUUUACGUAUUAGAAGAUGAAGAUAGGUCUCUUACUGGUACAGCAGAAAUCCCAUUAGGUGCUUUACAUUCUUCAACUGUAUUCCCUGCCGCCACAAGUUUCCCCAUUAAAUAUGUUGGUGUUUCUCGUUCUUAUCGUGCAGAAGCUGGCGCAAGUGGGAAAGAUACCAAAGGGUUAUAUAGAGUACAUGAAUUUACCAAAGUGGAGUUAUUCCAUUUCACUGAAGAAGCUAAUAGUGAUGUUGAAUUAGAAGAAAUUAAACAAUUUCAAAUGGAAAUCAUUAACGAACUUGGUCUUUCAGCUAAAGUAAUGAAUAUGGCUACUUCUGAUUUAGGAGCUCCAGCCAUGAAAAAAUAUGAUAUCGAAGCUUGGAUGCCUGGUAGAGGUAAUUGGGGUGAACUCACAAGUAGUUCAAAUUGUGGUGAUUAUCAAGCUAGAAGACUUGGAAUCAGAAUGCAUUCUAAAGAUCAGAAAGUAUCUCAUGUAACCACUCUUAAUGGAACUUGCAUGGCAGUUCCAAGAGUCAUAGUGGCUAUAAUCGAACAGUUCUAUGAUCCUCAAACUGAAUCAAUUACAAUUCCAGAGGUAUUAAGACCUUACAUGGAUGACAAAUCUGUCAUAACAAAAAAUUAAAUAGACGUUCAUUAAUCUUG
Molecule: messenger RNA, 1644 nt
Organism: Scheffersomyces coipomensis
Lineage: Eukaryota; Fungi; Ascomycota; Pichiomycetes; Serinales; Debaryomycetaceae
Product: putative serine--tRNA ligase
Exons: 1
Coding region: 269-1624 (451 amino acids)
Biological process (GO): mitochondrial seryl-tRNA aminoacylation
Cellular component (GO): mitochondrion
Molecular function (GO): tRNA binding; ATP binding; serine-tRNA ligase activity
Source: RefSeq, a predicted model, not a curated record